Juglans regia (Persian walnut) is the source of this 2350-nucleotide messenger RNA. Its product is annotated as conserved oligomeric Golgi complex subunit 6. The record is from RefSeq and is a predicted model, not a curated record. The transcript has 10 exons. Gene Ontology annotation, cellular component: COG complex. NCBI's taxonomy places the organism in Eukaryota, Viridiplantae, Streptophyta, Magnoliopsida, Fagales, Juglandaceae. Gene Ontology annotation, biological process: intra-Golgi vesicle-mediated transport. The coding region runs from base 27 to 2102 and encodes 691 amino acids.
CAUUUGAUUUAGAGAGUGAGUCAGAGAUGGGGACGUCGGCGGUUGGAUUGGCGCCGGGGCUAUCUCGGAAACUGAAGAAGGUGUUGGAAUGUAGGACGGACUCGCCGGAUCUAGUGUCUUCUCUGAGCACUCUGUCUACGUUCUACACGGAGAACACCCCUCGGUCUCGGCGCAACCUGAAGAGUGCCAUCGAAACCCGUGCCCUCCAAAUCAACCUUGAGUUCCUCCGAGCCUCCGAAGCUGCUCAACAGGCCCUCGAUCGCGUCGAGGAAGAGGUCAACUCCCUCUCCGACUGUUGCGACAGGAUUGCGAAGGCAUUGAACAGUUGCAGUGCUAGCACGGGGGAUAUUAUAAGUACAACAGAGAGGCUCAAACAGGAACUUGAAAUUACUACACAAAGACAAGAGAUCGUUUCGUGCUUCCUUCGUGAUUAUCAGCUCUCCAAUGAAGAGAUAAUUGCACUAAGGGAUGAAGAGCUCAGUGAUAACUUUUUCAAGGCGCUUACUCAUGUUCAAGAAAUUCAUGCCAACUGCAAGAUCUUGCUAAGAACGCAUCACCAGCGGGCAGGCUUGGAGCUCAUGGAUAUGAUGGCUGUAUACCAAGAAGCAGCCUAUGAGCGCUUGUGCAGGUGGGUUCAAGCAGAGUGUAGAAAAUUAGGCGACACUGAUAAUCCUGAAGUUAGUGAGCUUUUGAAAACAGCUGUUCGCUGCCUCAAGGAGCGCCCUGUUCUUUUCAAGUAUUGUGCAGAAGAGGUGGCAAAUAUGAGGCAUAAUGCAUUGUUUAGAAGGUUUAUAAGUGCUCUUACGCGUGGAGGACCUGGUGGAUUGCCUCGGCCCAUUGAAGUGCAUGCACAUGAUCCCUUACGAUAUGUGGGGGACAUGCUAGGGUGGCUGCAUCAGGCUUUAGCAUCUGAACGAGAACUUGUUCUUGUAUUACUCGAUCCAGAUGCUGUGGUAGAUACUGGACCAACUGCAAACCGAUUUUCCAAGAGGCUGGAGAGUGAUUUUGCAAAGACGGAGUCUGACUUGACAUUUGUUUUGGAUAGAAUUUUUGAAGGUGUUUGCCGACCAUUUAAAGUGAGAGUUGAACAAGUUUUACAGUCUCAACCUAGUCUUAUAAUUUCAUAUAAACUCACUAAUACCCUGGAGUUCUACAGCUACACUAUAUCAGAUUUACUUGGGAGAGAAACAGCUCUCUGUAAUACUCUUUGGGCACUGAAGGAUGCAGCUCAGAAAACAUUUUUUGAUAUUCUGAAAACUCGUGGAGAGAAGCUUUUACGGUAUCCUCCCCUCGUUGCUUUGGAUCUUUCCCCUCCGCCGGCAGUAAGAGAAGGAGUCUCUGUACUUCUUGAAAUAAUCGAGACCCAUAACAGUAUGAUGGUUCCUGCUUCUUCAGGGAAUUUUGAUCCAGUGAUAUCUGCUUUACUUGAUCCUAUUAUUCAGAUGUGUGAGCAAGCUGCAGAGGCACACAAGUCGAAGGGAGCCAAUUACUCAUCAAGAAGAAGUAGAUUGAGUUCUGACGCAGGUCAAAUGAGUAAAUCAUCAGUUGAUGCUAUCUUGUCAAAUAGCAGCUCUGCUCCAUCCUCCCAGAAUAAUGAAACUCCUUCAAAGAUCUUCAUCAUAAACUGCUUGUCUGCCAUCCAACAACCAUUAUAUGGGCAUGAGGUUGCAGCUGAAUACGUGAAGAACUUGAGAGCAAUGAUAGAUAAUCACUUGCGCAUCCUCGUGGAAAAAGAAGUUGAUUCCUUCUUAGGAAGAUGUGGCCUGUCUCAAAAGAUGCAUCACUUCCAUAGUUCACUGAACAAAGAGGCCGGCAAUUGGGCCCCUUUAGCAGAAUUAGAGGAAACAUCUCCAGCCUCUCUUUCAGAUUGCUUGAAGGCUUUCUUUGGGCUCGUAUUGGGAAGUGAGACUUCUCUGCCAGAAUUUGAGCAGAUGCAGGUUCCAAAGCUGCGAUCAGAAGCUUGUAUCCAGGUUGCUCGAUCUCUGGCUGAAGUUUAUGAGCUUAUAUAUGAGGCAAUCAUGGAUCCUGAGAAUCGCUAUCCGGACCCCAAAUCGCUGGCAAGGCAUCCUCCUGAUCAGAUAAGGACCAUUUUAGGAAUAUGAAGCUCUUAUACAUUUCUUAAUUUGUUAGUUUUUGUUUUCAUAAAAAGGCAAUACACUACUUAUUAUUACCAGAAUCAUAUGGAACAACUCUUUUUUCCUGCCGACAAACAUGUUGUAUUGUCCAUUUGACAUAGUAUUGAUAUUCUUUUGUCCUUGUCACUUUGUGUUUCGAUAUUCUUUUGUACGUGGUUCAUAGGUGAGUUGUUUUGGACAUCAUGAAUAAAACAUUUUCAUUUAUUUUUUUCCUA